AUGGCCGCUACUAAUGAAUCUCUAUCUAGUGAUACGCUCAAACAACGACGUCGUGGAUCUAUCAUAUCGAGUGUUACAUUCGAUGCUGAAACUCAAAACCUUAUUGAACAAUGGGAAGCAUUAUCGAUUGAAAUGGAUUCAUUCGAACAGCAGCAUCGAAUAUACUUAACACAUUUACAAGAUCUUGAAACCCGUAAAAAAGACCAUGGCCUUGAAUUUAAUCGAAUUCAAACAAAAAUUAAUAAUUUAAAACAUUUAAUCGAUAUACAAAAAUCAUUAAAGAUUGUUCCUAUUGAUAAUCAAGAAUAUCGAAUAGACAAGGACAAAGCUGAAUUAUUACGUAUUCGUCGUGAAAGUGAAAAACGCAUGGAAGCGCCCGAAAAAACUUUACGUCGUUUGAAUACAAUCUAUGAACAUUUAAUACAACAACGUUCGGAAUAUCUUAAACGAAUUAAAUAUACUUUACCACAACCACCUGAAACAUAUUUACGUAUUAUCCUUGGCAGUGAAUUGCCUGUAUCGAUUUUAGACAAAUCUCAACAGUGGAAGUAUAAAGAAAAAUAUGAACAAUUUAAAUUACGUAUUACAUUAAUUAUUAUGAUUAUAUCAUUGUUAAUGUCAACAGUACUACCAGUAAAUCGUGCACUUGAUGCUAUUUUUCAUUUUCUCCUUGUUUGGUAUUAUUGUACGUUGACAAUUCGUGAAUCUAUACUCAUUGCCAAUGGUUCAAACAUACAAUUCUGGUGGCGUUUACAUCAUUUUAUAUCAACCAUAUGCUCAUCAAUUAUGCUUCUAUGGUCAUCAACACAAUCCUAUAAAUUAUUUCGACAACAACAUUAUCUAUUUUGUUUAUAUAUUAGUUUUGUUCAAGUUCUUUUAUAUUAUUAUCAAAAAGGUCUUCUUUAUCGUAUGAGAGCUUUAGGUGAUUCGGAUGAAUUACAAAUAACAAUUGAAGGUUUUCAUUCAUGGAUGUUACGUGGACUUUCGUUUCUAGCACCAUUUCUAUUCUUGGGAUAUUUAUUUCAACUCUAUAAUGCUUAUAUUCUCUAUAAUCUAUCAAAAGAUUCCAACGCUGAACCUAAUCAUGAUGGACAUUUGAUGUUACAGGUUCUUACCAUAAUAUAUUUGAUUCUUUUUCUUGGUAAUUUUCUAACAAUGUAUAUGGUUAUUCGACGUAAAAUUCGUGAACGUAUUGCCGAUAUUCAAUGGUUAAAACAUCGAUAUGAAAGUGUGAUAACAUUAAUAAAUCGCGUUCGAUCAGUUAAAUUAGUUCCAAAAUAA
Molecule: messenger RNA, 1281 nt
Organism: Rotaria socialis
Lineage: Eukaryota; Metazoa; Rotifera; Eurotatoria; Philodinida; Philodinidae
Source: the annotation of a GenBank genome assembly